GUUACAGACUAUCGAUACUAUCGAUAGUCCCAGGGAUGGUUUUCCAGCUCUAAUUUCUCGUUCACUUCGUUCCCAGCUCUGGUUCAGCGCUGUUCAAUAGCCAAGCAUUUGAAUACCUCGACCAGAAAUUUUAAUAAAAAUGGCUGCUGCUCCCAAGGAUAUCGAAAAGCCCCAAGGCGCUGAUUCUGCAUCAGUUCACCGCAUUCGCAUCACGUUGACUUCCAGGAACGUGCGUUCUUUAGAAAAUGUGUGUCGCGAUCUGAUAAAUAGCGCGAAGAAUCAGAAUCUUCGCGUCAAGGGCCCAGUACGCAUGCCAACCAAAACUCUACGCAUUACGACUCGUAAAACUCCUUGUGGUGAAGGUUCCAAGACUUGGGAUCGCUUCCAGAUGAGAAUCCACAAGCGUAUCAUCGAUUUGCAUUCACCUUCGGAGAUUGUAAAGAAGAUCACCUCAAUUAACAUCGAGGCUGGCGUAGAGGUAGAGGUUACCAUUGCCAACUAAGAACGUGUAUAAUUUUUGUACAAUAAAAUACAUAUACUUGCACAGAGAACUAGAAA
This is a messenger RNA of Rhagoletis pomonella (apple maggot), 558 nucleotides long. RefSeq names its product 40S ribosomal protein S20 (gene RpS20). The transcript is spliced from 4 exons. Gene Ontology annotation, biological process: translation. Bases 140 to 502 code for a protein of 120 amino acids. Gene Ontology annotation, molecular function: RNA binding; structural constituent of ribosome. NCBI's taxonomy places the organism in Eukaryota, Metazoa, Arthropoda, Insecta, Diptera, Tephritidae. The record is from RefSeq and is a predicted model, not a curated record. Gene Ontology annotation, cellular component: cytosolic small ribosomal subunit; ribosome.